Cladophialophora immunda is the source of this 1602-nucleotide messenger RNA. RefSeq lists its product as uncharacterized. The transcript has 4 exons. The record is from RefSeq and is a predicted model, not a curated record. Lineage: Eukaryota; Fungi; Ascomycota; Eurotiomycetes; Chaetothyriales; Herpotrichiellaceae. The coding region runs from base 1 to 1602 and encodes 533 amino acids.
AUGACUGGUCAAGCUGCUGCCGACACCAACGUCCCAGGACGAACAUGUGCUCUCUGUAAAGCCGGUAUCCCCUGGGACGUCACCUUCGCCGACUGCACCUAUUGCAGGCUGCCGUUCUGCAAGCACUGCUGGCUGCAACACCAGCCGAGCCACGCCCUGGCCUCGGUGUCGAUGGUGCACGCCGACAUCCACGACUCCCAGGACAGAAAUGCAACGGCCCCGCCGCCGCCGUGCUCGGCCUGUCGAAAGCGGGCGCCCAGUCGCUACGCGUGUCUCGAGUGUCCGUACACGCUGUGCCGGGGGUGCUGGUUCUCGCGCGGCGUCAACACGCACCCGCACCGGUCGUUCAAGGUGGUCGAGCCGCGAUGCAGCGUCAGGAGCACCACGCCGGCCGCCAGUUCAUGCUGCGACGCCGCGGCGGUCAACCACUGCGCGUCGUGCUCGGCGGCGCUCGCGCUCGGCCAGCCCGUCAUCUUCUGCAAGACCUGCUUCGUCGAGAUGGACGAGCCCGUGUACCGCUGCCUGGCCUGCUACUCGCUCGGCGGCGGCGACCACCACCACCACCCGGGGCACCACGAGCCGUGGCAGUGGACCUUCCAGGUCGCGAAGCCCGGGUGGCUGGCCAGCGGGAUCUACUGCCAGAAGUGUGCCCAGCCGAUGCGCACCGUCGAGGCGCUCAAGGGACACGCCCACACGGAGUACAUCGACGUCUACACCGAAGAGAACCUGAACCGCGUGACUGCGAGGUCUUACCGCGAGUGCCAGAGGAAAGUCAUGCGCGUUGACGGGCUGGUAGCCCACGGCGGCGAACAGUGCAGCCUCUGCUUACAUAAGACGACCCCGAUCUCGUCCUUGCACUGUCAGCAGUGUGACCAGGUCCUCAAGCUGUGCACCCACUGCGUGCAGUACGGCAGCAAACUGCACGUGCACCCCAUCCCGCGGUUCAACGACGACUCCAACCGAUCAGAGCACGGCCAGAUACGGCGCCUGGGAUCGGCAUCCCCGUUGACGGGACCUCCAUACUCACCCUCCGUCGCGCAGCCAUCGCCGACGUCCCCACGACCGGGUCAGAGCCCGUUCACCGGUGCCGGGCCUCAGCUGCCUCGGCCCGCGUCGCAGAGCUACGCCGCACCGGCGCGUCCAGUUGCAGGUCAUGGCAUACCCCCGCCGAGACAGCGGAUCAGCAGCGCGCCGCCGCAAGGGCUCUGGUCAAGACCUCAAAGCUACGUGCCGGGGCCGACGAGGCCUUAUGGCGUGGCACAGCACCAGUACCAGCACGGCCAGCACAGCCAUCAACAGAACUUCCUCAACGAGCUAGCCACCAGCAUCGCCGUGGCGUCGAUCACGAACGCAGUCGUGGCCGCGGAGUCGAACGCGAUCUACGGCGGGACCAAUGGAUCGGGCGCCGCAGAUCCCGGGACCUUCGACACCAGCACCGGCACCACGGCCGCGGACACGGGUGGCAUGGACACAACCCAGGACGCCGGCGGCGGCGGCGGCGUGCAGGUCACGGAAUGGACGACGUGGCAGGAUAAUGGUACCGCCGUGUACGACUCGGGAUGGGCACUGGACGACUCGGCGAUGUUCGAUUCGUCUUUUUGA